GUCUGACGCCGGAUAAAAGUUUAAGAAACGUUCUUCCGCCACUCUCCACCCAAAGGCAUAAGACCAGUAUUCGACAUACAAUUGUCAAUACCCCAUACUUUGUCGUAAGCCAUGAGCCUGCUUAAAAGGACACUCGGCACCUCUAUACUUGACAGAGUGGGGUAUAAGACGAUUGUAUAAAUAAUGAGCUGUGGUGCAGAAUGAUUCAGUGUUACGCCCUUUCUUCACCACCUCAACAACGAUGACACAAAUGCCAACUUUAUCCAUCUUUACGGCCAGCGUCGGCUUUCACACUGCUGGUCAUACACUUCCAUCCAAAUUACGAUCAAUCGCGAAUGCAGGAUUCGAAGCUGUUGAAAUAUUUCAAGAUGAUUUAGAUGCUUUUGCAGCAAGUGAUGAAUUCGCAAUCAUUUACAAAGCUCUUACACCUCCUUCCAGUCCACAAUACGGUAAACGAGUAUUACACGAUAAUGAAAUCGCUUCCACUUCUUCAACGACAUUAUCAAACGAAACUGUCACACAAGAAAAGACAGCUUGGAAUGCACACGGUCCAUGUACUCCAUUUGAAGCACAACGUGAGAUCGUUUGCGCAAGUUAUAUUCGUGGCAUUUGUGCUUCUUUAGGUUUACAAAUCUUAUCUUUACAGCCAAUGCGUGACGUUGAAGGAUGGAAAGAUUCACAAAAACGCAAACAUGCAAUCGAACGUGUUCGAUCAAGGUUUGCAGUCAUGCGUGCGCUAGGAACGGAUUUGCUUUUGUGUUGCUCGAAUUGUCAACCAGAGGAUCAAAUCACAAAUGAUAUCGAUCAGUGUGCGGAAGAUUUCGCUAUCCUUGCUGAUGAAGCAGCACGAUUUGAAACGACAAUCACACCAAUGCUCAAUGAAAACACAAUCAUCGCACCACAACAACAAUCAACCAAACCACUUAGAAUCGCAUUCGAAGGUUUAAGUUGGGGAACAUAUAUUGACAGAUGGGAUCAAGCUUAUGCGAUUGUUGAAAAAGUUGAUCGAAAGAACUUUGGCUUAUGCUUUGAUAGUUUCAAUACACUUGGACGUCAAUUUGCUGAUCCAUGCAGUCCAAGCGGUAUUCAAGAACCAAUCGCAGAAACUGAAAAGGCGUUAAAGGCCUCUCUUGAAGCUAUUCCCGUUAAAGUUCCAGCCGAAAAGGUUUUCUUCCUUCAAGUCGGUGAUGCACGAAAGAUGCAAGUUCCACUUGAACCUUCUCCUAAUCCAAACGAACCACGUCCUGCACGUAUGAUUUGGAGUAGAGGUAACCGAUUAUAUCCAGGAGAGUUUGACCGUGGUGCUUUUAUGCCUACUUUGGAUUUCGUUAAAGCAGUUCAUUCUACCGGUUAUAAGGGUCCUUGGUCUAUUGAAGUCUUUAACUCUUCCCUCCAUGAGCCUGGGCAAGAAGUGCAAAAAGAACAUGCAGAACGUGGUCACAAAGGGUUGGUUUGGCUCAUCAAUCAAGUCAUUACAGCUUGAGAUAUCAUUUGUAAAAGUAGUCACAUACAUAUCAAAC
Meira miltonrushii is the source of this 1520-nucleotide messenger RNA. Its product is annotated as xylose isomerase-like protein. Lineage: Eukaryota; Fungi; Basidiomycota; Exobasidiomycetes; Exobasidiales; Brachybasidiaceae. The coding region runs from base 242 to 1483 and encodes 413 amino acids. The record is from RefSeq and is a predicted model, not a curated record. The transcript has a single exon.